AAAAGGAAAAGGAAGCUGGUCUGCCGCCAUUUCACGUGAAAAGCAGCGCGGUUAGACUACCACCGAGUGGUUGUAUUUUCAUAACUUAGAUUGAUUUGGCGAAGGUUAACCUUCUUGCCAUUUUGAAGUCAAAGAUAUUUUUAUUAAGCUAUAGAGGCCUCACAGUUUCAGUCUUAGCAGCCUCGCUCCGUUGCUUGGAAACGACCAAGAAAAAAUGAGUUACGGUAGGCCGCCGCCAGACGUCGAAGGGAUGACCUCCCUCAAAGUGGACAACCUGACUUACAGAACUUCUCCCGAGACUCUCCGACGAGUUUUUGAGAAGUAUGGCCGGGUGGGGGACGUGUACAUUCCCCGGGACCGGUACACCAAAGAGAGCCGCGGUUUCGCCUUCGUGCGUUUCCUCGACAAGCGCGACGCUGAAGACGCAAUGGACGCCAUGGAUGGCGCGCUGCUCGACGGGCGCGAGCUGCGGGUUCAGAUGGCCCGAUACGGACGCCCACCGGACUCGAUGUAUAGUCGGAGAGGUGCUCCACCGCGCAGUCGCUCAACCAGUCCCCGCCGUCGCAGACGAAGCCGCAGCCGCUCCAGGAGCAGAAGCCGUUCCCGAUCCAGGAGCCGUAACCGUUACAGCCGCUCCAGGUCUCGUUCCUACUCCAGGUCUAGAUCGAGAUCCAGGUCCAAGUCCAAGUCGAAGUCCAAAUCCAAGUCCAGAACGCCGAGACGGAGCAAGUCCAAGUCUCCUUCCAGAUCACGGUCUCGCUCCAGGUCCAAAUCCCGUUCCAAGUCCAAGUCGAGGAGUCGAACCCCGGGUUCCAACAGGGGGUCAAAGUCCCGAUCCAGGUCUAAGUCCAAGAGUGGACCUAAAUCACCGGGAAACAACGAAGCAGAGCCUUAACCCAAAUGUGGACGCAAUAUGACGGUAUUCAGGGGAAGGGUUGAUUUAUUUUAUUCUUUGUAUCUAUUGAAAUGUUGUUUAUUUCUUAAAUUUGUGUUCUGCAGUCUUUACGCUUCAAUCAAGUGGCAAAGUCUGCAGAAUACUGUUAGAACUUUGUUACAUGUCUAGUAUUAGCUUUGUGUGUGCUUUAUUUUGAAACUUUUUUCCCAGCCAAUUUAAAGCGCACACAGGCAGUAGAAGAUUUGGUUUAAAAAGCAUCAUGAUAAAAAUGGGGUGCUCACAUUUGUAUUGAUGUGUUUGGGGUGGGAGGCGGGUGGUUGGGAUGUGGAAUGCUUACUCAAACCGUUCACCUAAAUGUGGAAUUCUUUCCUCCAAGCUGCUGAGUCCUGUUUGCAAAGAGAGGAGGAGGAGAUGGGGGUGUUGCAGUGUGAGAGCAGUUAGUGUGUGACCCGCCCAUGUGACCUGCCUGUUGCUGAGAGCCAUUGCAGUUGCUAAGGAGCAGGUCACCGAGGCAACGGUGGUUGCUAUGAAGCAGGUCGUCAUGGCGGUGGUUCGGGCUGUCAAUUGGUGUAUGAGGUGGUGUGGUGAGGUACGUUCUCGCGGGGCACACAGGCAGAUGCACUGAGCAGUUUACCCACCUGUGCCUGUGGUUUCCGCCGCCUCACAUAAAGGGAGCCGACCCCGAGGUUUGUUUUUCCCAAUAUGCCCGGGUGCAAGACCCUUGUUAGAGCUAGUGUGGGAAGAAUUGGGGCCAGGAAACAUGUAAAAUAAGGAAGUGAGUUAUUGAGUAAAAUGUUAACGUCAGAUUUCUUAACUGUCAGGACAGAGAUCAUGCAAUAAAUAUUCAGAUCAGCUGCAGGAAUUGAUACCAGCGUCUAUUUUUGCUCUUGGUGACUUAAGUUCUGUUUUUCCUUCCAGAUCUUGCAUUGAGCCUUGGAGGACAUCCGGAACAGCCUCACGUUUUGGCAAGAAUACUCCACUAUUGCCACUGAAUGCAGACUGAAAGGUUAAUUGGAUCUUGGUCUAAAAUGUUUUAAGUGUUUAAGUUCCUUUGUAAUCUGUUGAGACAAAUUCUGUAACUUUGACAUCAUUUGUAAAGCUGAGUAUAUUGAAAGGGAUUUAUGGGGUAUUUUUUAAUUUACUGUUUUUGGGGUGGGCUUUUUCAUUGAAUUUGCAAGUAAUAAAUUCCUUUGAAACAAAAUAUAAUUUUCAGCAGGCUCUGUUCAUUUUUUGAAUAUGAAACUUAUUUGAAAAGUUGAUGUAGGAAAUGAUGUCUUUUUGUUUUCAGUAUUUACAGCUGUAUUGCCACUCACUGGGGGAGGGAAAUGGCUUAGUGUAAUGUGACAUAAAAGCCAUUUAAAUUUGUGAUUUGCUUAAUCCAGCAACAUUUUGUUUCUGCUUUUUUCUGUCUAGUUCAAGUUGCUUUCCUAUGACUCUAACCCUCUUUCUUGUGUAUCUUUUGUGCACUAGGCGCAGUUGUGUAGCAGUUGAGUAAUGCUGGUUAGCUGUUAAGAUGCGGUGCAGUGCGGUGGUGACAUGGUGUGGCGUGUUGCGGUGCUGAGUGCCCGGUGCAGUUCCGGGGCUCGACCCUUCGCUGCCGUUUGCCGGUUUGUAAGCUCACAGGUGUGGCAGAUCAUCCAUCCUCUCCUGUCUGUGACCUCUACUUCCCUACAUGUGCUGUACAUAUUGUCUUCUAUCCUCUUUACCCUUCCUUCUCUUCUGUGUCCCAGCGUCCACCUUCCUUCUGUGGUUUAUCCACUGAAUUGGUCUUGCUUGCUUUGAAAAUCUAGCCCAGUGGGACACCAAGAGAAGGGUUAAUGGGCAGUUAAUGGCUUCUUAUGAAAUCUUUUGAAUCGCAUUCUUCUGUGUACCUCAAAUGUCUUGUAACUGCAUCAAAUAAAUGCUAAUAAAGGGUUUUGUUGGAAUU
Xiphophorus hellerii (green swordtail) is the source of this 2822-nucleotide messenger RNA. RefSeq names its product serine and arginine rich splicing factor 2a (gene srsf2a). NCBI's taxonomy places the organism in Eukaryota, Metazoa, Chordata, Actinopteri, Cyprinodontiformes, Poeciliidae. Gene Ontology annotation, molecular function: RNA binding. Bases 215 to 895 code for a protein of 226 amino acids. The record is from RefSeq and is a predicted model, not a curated record. The transcript has 2 exons.